UAUUUCGGCGACAUCUCAACAUGUUGGAACAUGUUUCUGUGACGUCACAUGUUUUGGUUUGCCAGAAAAAUGCUUAAGAAUUAUUUAGCAUGGCGGCCAGAGCAGAGGUGGUCAAAGAGGAUGUUGGCUCUUUCAUACCUGCGAGCCAGCGUCCUGAUGGCAGCUGGCGCAAGCCAAGGCGCGUCAAGGAGGGCUACGUUCCUCAGGAAGAAGUGCCACUGUACGAGAGCAAAGGCAAACAGUUUGCUAAGAAUAAACCGAUCUACCCUGUUGGAAUGAGUGCAGAAGUGGCACAGUCCCUGAAGGCAGAACGGGCUGUGCGGUCGGCGAAUAACCCCAUCCCAGGACUGACCAUCGACCCUGCUGCGGAAGCCAAAAAGAAAAAAAACAAGAAAAAGGCCAACAGCAGCGACGUCGCCACAAUCGUAGGUGUGUUGAGUAAAACUCAAAUCAACUUUCCGACUGCGAGCAGUGGUAGUUCGAAAACAACUGCAAAAGCCCCCCAAGCUCAAGCAGCAGAGGGUGCGACAGAUCAAGACAAGAAGUUGAGAAAUAUGAAGAAGAGACUCCGUGAAAUCGUGGCCCUUGAACAAAAGGCGAACGCGGGAGAAGUGAAACUAGACAAGGAACAGAUCGAAAAGCUCAAUAGGAAGAGCACCUUGAUGGAGCAAAUUGCAGAGCUAGAAGCCGAGCUGAACUCAUAAUGAAUUCGUGUAAUAAAUUUUAUUUACACUCUUUGAACUUUUUAA
Cloeon dipterum is the source of this 749-nucleotide messenger RNA. It is a transcript of the gene Pym, whose product is annotated as partner of Y14 and mago. Gene Ontology annotation, molecular function: RNA binding. Gene Ontology annotation, biological process: exon-exon junction complex disassembly. Bases 90 to 704 code for a protein of 204 amino acids. The record is from RefSeq and is a predicted model, not a curated record. Gene Ontology annotation, cellular component: cytoplasm; exon-exon junction complex. The transcript has 4 exons. Lineage: Eukaryota; Metazoa; Arthropoda; Insecta; Ephemeroptera; Baetidae.